AUGAUGAACAACGAGACAACAUCACCCUCCUCAUCGAACUUACAAGGAAUGAAAAAAAGUUCGGGUACACUCUCAUCACCCAAUGUUGUCCGAUAUAGCCAACAAGACUUGGGGAAAUUACAUGAAAUGACAAUUGUGGAGAUGGAUGAUGCCGAACCAACAACAGCACCUUUUCCAAAUACUACCGAUAAGACACAACAACAAGAACAACAAGAUGCUACUCCCACACCACUGGAGAGAACAUCGGUAGAUUUUGAUCAAUUUAUGGAAACACAUUCGAGAUUAUUUAGAAGUAGAAGAACAAUGGCUAUUAUUAAUAGUAUUCCAAAGAAACAUGAAGAACCUACUGUUGGUUAUGGUGAUAUUACACCAGUUACAGCUCCUGGUAGAAUUAUUGCAAUUAUGACAAUCUUGUCUGGUAUCAUGAUCAUGGCCCUUCCAUCUAUGGCUAUUGGAGGUAUUUAUGGUAAAUUAUUGACUGAAUUUGAUACUGCUACAGAUCCAGCCAAUAGAGAAAAACAAGAGGAAAGAAAGGAAGCUGAGGAUGAUGGUAUCGAUUUGGAUCUGGACGAAAGUGAAAAAGAGGAGCAAGAUGAAUCGAAACAAAAAUCUUGGCUCUCAGUUGAUGAUAUUCUAUUUGGAAAUCAACCUCAAAGCAAUUCAUUUGGAGAUUUGGGAGAUUGGUCCAAAUUGAACACAAAAGAAAUUUCAAGUGUUGAUGAAAGUGUUCUUGGCAAGAUGGUUGUCCAACAAGAAUUACUCAUGCAAGCUUGCGUUCAACAAAUGGAAGAUAUGAAACAAGUAAUCCAAGAAUUAGAGAAGAAUCUUUAG
Molecule: messenger RNA, 831 nt
Organism: Naegleria gruberi
Lineage: Eukaryota; Heterolobosea; Eutetramitea; Acrasida; Naegleriidae
Exons: 2
Coding region: 1-831 (276 amino acids)
Biological process (GO): potassium ion transmembrane transport
Molecular function (GO): voltage-gated potassium channel activity
Source: RefSeq, a predicted model, not a curated record